Diospyros lotus (date-plum) is the source of this 726-nucleotide messenger RNA. Its product is annotated as patatin-like protein 2. Gene Ontology annotation, molecular function: glycerophospholipase activity; monoacylglycerol lipase activity. The record is from RefSeq and is a predicted model, not a curated record. Lineage: Eukaryota; Viridiplantae; Streptophyta; Magnoliopsida; Ericales; Ebenaceae. The transcript is spliced from 5 exons. Gene Ontology annotation, biological process: lipid metabolic process. The coding region runs from base 28 to 726 and encodes 232 amino acids.
UCUUUCUAAUUGAGAGAGCUUGAUCUCAUGGACGGCGAAAGGUUUUUGCAGCCCCCGACUGACGGCGACCUAAUCACUGUUCUUAGCAUCGACGGCGGCGGUAUAAGGGGGAUUAUCCCAGGAAUAAUCCUUGGUUUUCUCGAGUCUGAAUUACAGAAGCUAGAUGGCGAGGAAGCGAGAAUUGCGGAUUACUUUGAUGUUAUUGCAGGGACGAGUACCGGCGGGAUUGUGACCGCCAUGCUAACCGCUCCAAAUGAGAAGAACCGGCCAUUGUUUGCAGCCAAAGAUAUCAAAACUUUCUAUCUCGAGCAUUGUCCUAAGAUCUUCCCUCAAGAGAGCAACCCAUUUGCCCAUGCUACAAAAAUAAUGAAAACAAUAACAGGGCCCAAGUACGACGGCAAGUACCUCCAUAGCAUAAUUCGAGAGAAGCUCGGAGACACACUGUUGCAUCAAGCGUUGACAAACGUUGUUAUACCGACUUUCGACAUCAAGCGACUCCAGCCCACAGUCUUCUCUACCUACGAGGUGAAGAAAAACAAAUGUCUAGACGCCAUGCUCUCGGAUAUUUGUAUUUCCACUUCGGCUGCUCCCACUUAUCUUCCUGCCCAUUCCUUUCAAACCAAAGAUUCGUCCGGGAAAGUGAGAGAGUUCGAGCUCAUCGACGGUGGAGUGGCGGCUAACAAUCCGGUACACGUUUCAUAUUUUCUUUUCAAUGCAACUCAAUGA